AUGACUGACACGACGAUGGUCAAGGUGAAGACAGAGAGGCCCGAUGAGGCUGAAAUCAGGGAGUUGGCUGCGAAAAUGGUGGAGGCCAACAAAGCGAAGGCACUAGCGGCUUCGGUAGCGGCCGCAAGGCCUCCGCCUGGUGCCCUCGUUGGUGUACCCCCGCCAGGUGCCGGCGGCCAGUUAGGCAUCUUAAAUUUUUUGGCGCGAAAGCCAGGUGCCCCCGCCGCUACUGACACGCGACCCGCACCGGACGCCGAAAAGAAGACCCCAGCGCCUGACGAAGCGAGCUGGAAGGGCCACUUCGGGUGGGAUAUGCUGGGUAAAUGUCACAUUCCAUACAUUUACCGGUCUGGUGAGAAGUACGUGGCGGUUAGAAUGGUUGAGAUCAAACUCCUCAACAAGUACCUGAACUACCUGCAUGCGGACAUAUACUCAUGCACCUGCAUCAGAAGCUACUAUAUCACAGAAAUCGAAGCUCGACUACUGAAUGAAAUUAACAACAGACAUUGUGAUGGUCAGUUUGGUCGUGAACCCUUCACACAGAAAGAUUUAGUGGUGCGAUUGUCAGACGCUUAUGAAUUCUAUAACUUUUUGGAUGUGUGUUACAAUAAGUUGUUGAGGGGCACGACCAACAGCAAGGACAAGUGUGGUUUUAUUAGAAUAAAUAAGGAAUCUGUGGUUCCGUAUACAGUGAGGGAUGGUCAAAAGUUUGUUCCCCUAUUCUACUUUGAAGGUGAAACUGACAAUUUAAAAUUAAAAGCUGAUCAAUUGAAAGGCUGGGACUUGUCUUAUCUUAAAUUUUGUUGUAAAGUACAAGGAAUAAGAAAUGAACUUUUUGCAAGUGAAACAUGUUCUGUGAUAAGUUUGUCGGACAUUAAGAGUUAUUUCCCCCCUGGCACAGAAUUUGAGGAGUACUGGCCUAACAAAGUGGUUGACUCUCAGCUACUCAUAUCUGCCAAAGGGUCGGUGUCGGGUGGCGGGCAGUGGACCCGGGCACCGCCGGCGCCGCCGCCGGGCGGGGUGUCGGGCGUGGGCAGCGGCGUGGGCAUGGGCGUGGGGGCGGGCCCCGCGCGCGGCCGCCGCGCCGGCACCACGCGGCACUCGCCCGCCGCCACCGCCAUGCAGAUGCCCCACGCCGGCAUCUCCGCCGCCGCCGUGCAGGCGCUCGCUAACGGCUGGAGUCUACCCGGGACGCUUACGCAGGCGCAGACGCAACAGGUGCUGCGAUUGGCGCAGGCCCAAGUUGCCGCCCAAGCGCAAGCGGCAGCGCGGUACAACAACGCCGCUCUGGCUGCGGCCGCGGCGGCAUUACCACAGCACCGCAAUCAACAUCAAAGGAAUGUGCAGUUUCCAAACAGUGCGAUCGCAAUGGCGAUGGGUCAGCAACCCCCUCCACCUCUUGUGAGGAGCUCGGCCAACACAUCGACUAUGAAUGUGCCUCCGCAAGUGACUGGAGCAAUGAAUGGCCACUCAACCUCUCUGUCGGUGGACAGCCGGAAAAGGCUUACGCCAAUACCAGAUAUCAACGUUACUGGCAACCAUACGCCGUAUAAGGUGCACAAGGCGCUGGUGGAGAACACGCUGGUGCCGUGCAUCAACGCCAAGCCGUACCAGUACACGGAGCUGCUGAUGACGCUGCCGGACCUCGCCAGCCACUUCUCCCCGCGCGUGCCGCUCGCCACCUGCCGGGACAUGCUCGACGCGCUCGGCCUCACGCUCUACCGACCCAACUCGACCCAACUGCAAGUGUUGCGCAAUUCGGGCAAGUGCAAGUCCGCGGCGGCGGGCGAGAACGGCCUCGCGCUGGUGCAGAUCCGCGACGUGAUGCAGCACAUGCCGCAGCUCAAGUACAUGCUGCGCUCGGGGCUGGCGGCCGACGAGCCCGCGCACCCGGCGCCGCCGCCGCCGCGGCCCGCGCACGCCGCCGCCAAGCGGGCCCGCGCCAACUGA
Diatraea saccharalis (sugarcane borer) is the source of this 1950-nucleotide messenger RNA. The record is from the annotation of a GenBank genome assembly. NCBI's taxonomy places the organism in Eukaryota, Metazoa, Arthropoda, Insecta, Lepidoptera, Crambidae.